AUCAACUGUGUCCGAAAGACAAUUAGAUUACAAAAGAAAAUCACAGCGAGAGCAAGUGCGGAGAAGAUUUAAUUUGAGGAGUCCUCUUUACACUGUUCCAAAUAGAAUCCAUGGUUGGACCAGCUACAACGGCAGGGAGCUCACGUCAUGAAAAGAGAAAAGAGGCUCGCUUGCAGAAGAGUCAGAAGAAGCAUGAAUCUUGGCUUGAGCGUCAGAAGUUGCAAAAGGAGAAACGAGCAUCAUCAUCAUCAGUUCAGACAAAGACUGAUGACGUGGUCAAGCCUAAACCUUUUCUCGAGAUAAAUUAUAAAGAAACAGAGCAUGUGAAAUCAGUUAGUAGUGGAAACAAGGAUGAUAAAAAGUCUUUUACACAAAAGAAAGACGUAACUAGAGUGAAACCAAAGGAGAAGAAGAUGCAAAGAGGACGCGGGAUGAAAGAUGAAAAGAAGCCAAGGAAGAAGACUAAGUUUGAAGAGUUUCUUGAAAUGGAGACACAGAGCGCUUUACAAUCUGCUGAGCAGGAUAUUGCACUUGAGAGGAAGCUCGCGAAGAAGCUCAAUGUAAAGAAUGGGAAACUGAGAGGCGUGGAUGAUGGUAUGAAUGAACUGUUUGAAGGUCUUCCAUCUGUGUUGGAUUCAAUGGAAUCUGAACUUGGUAAGAAGGGUAAAAAGAGUAAGAGAAAGAGAUCAGAGGAAAAACAGAACUAUGAGGUUGUUGAUAAGCAAGUAGAUGAAGACUUUGAGCUUGGAGAAUCUGAUUUUUCUGAGGAGGAAAGCGAAGAAGAGCCUAAAAGAAAAAGAGACCGUAAGAAUAAGAAGAAGACUUUAGAUGAUGAAGAACUAGAUAACCAUCCCAUGGAGAUCACAGAUGAUGAUGAUGAGUUAGAGACUGUUAACGAUCAAGAUUCACCGUCAAGUUUGGAGAAAGAAGAAUCUCCUCUGCGGAAAUCUAAUCCUGAGAGCAGCGUCAAGUAUGUUGCUCCUCGUUUUCGGUCUAAGGCCAAAAGUGAAUCUGAAGAACUCACUAAAUUACGUACACGAGUAAAAGGUCUCCUAAAUAAGAUGGCUGAAUCAAAUGUAGAAACCAUAACAGCAGAACUUUCUACACUCUAUCGUAGUGUUGCAAGAAGUGUGUCCUCUCAGAUUUUCUGUAAAGAGAUUUUGGCAACUUAUGCCAGAGGCAAUGAACAGUACGCUGUAUUUGCUGCUUUUAUUGCUGGCAUGGCUUGUCAAGUUGGAAUGGAUUUUAGUGCACAUCUUAUUGCUUCACUUGCUAAAUCUUUCGAGGAUGAAUACCAGAAAGAAGACAGUCUCUCUUUGAAUGGAAUCACUCUUUUACUUUCUUAUCUCUGCAAUUUGGGAGUUUGCUCCAGUGAUCUUAUUUAUGAUUUCUUAAUGACAUUGGCGAACCGGCUGACUGAAGUUGAUGCCUCCACUAUUUUAACCGUCUUAGAUAGCUGUGGAAUGAAGAUAAGAAGUGAUGAUCCUGUAGCUAUGAAAACCUUCAUCAUAAGCAUCCAGAACAAGACAAAUGAAAUCAAAACCUCCCCUGAUUGCAAGACUGAUAUAAAUAAAUUCACAAUGGAAAAAAUGCUUGAAACCAUUGCUGCAAUCAAGAACAACAAGUUAAGAGCCAAAGAGGAUUCCGUCCAGAACACAAGGGUAAAGAAAUGGCUUCAAAAGUUGAGAGUGGACGAAGUACUAUUAAGGGGGCUCACAUGGAGCAAGCUGCUUGACACCGAGAAGAAGGGCCAGUGGUGGUUAUCUGGCGACUUGGUGGUUAAAACAAACCACGCUGAAGAUGUAGCGGAAACAAUGGACGCUGAGGUUGUUGAGGCUCAGAAAAUGUUAAAGCUAGCUGAUGCACAGAGGAUGAACACAGAUUCCAGGAAAGCUAUAUUUUGUGUCAUCAUGAGUAGUGAAGACUACAUUGAUGCGUUUGAGAAACUUCUUAGAUUGGAUCUGCCAGGAAAGCAGGACAGAGAGAUCAUGAGGGUUCUAGUUGAAUGCUGUUUACAGGAGAAAGUAUUUAACAAGUACUACACAGUUUUGGCUUUAAAGCUGUGUGAGCACGACAAGAACCAUAAGUUUACACUACAGUAUUGCAUAUGGGACCAUUUCAAAGAACUAGAGUCAAUGUCACUUCAGAGAUCAAUGCAUCUGGCGAAAUUUGUGGCCGAGAUGAUUGUAUCAUUCAAUCUUUCUCUUGCGGUUCUCAAAUGUGUAGACUUUGCAAAUCCAGUGCAGUUAACUCCAAAGAGAAUCAUGCACUUUCGGAUGCUGUUUGAAGCCAUCUUCGAGAACACUGAGAAACUUGUGUGGAACUUGUUCACUCGCAUAGCGGUGAAUCCGGACUAUGAAGCUCUACGGGAUGGCAUCAAGUUCUUCAUGAAGGAAUAUGUAGUGAAAUCUAAUAAGAAGUUCUAUGAAAAGUUCAGGAAAGCUAAAGAAGCUCUUAACAAUGCAGAUGGAACGCUGCUCAUGUGAUUCUUGUUGCCAUGCCAAGGCCAAGAGUCUUUUAAAGCUCUUAUGAGUUUACUUUAAUAGUGUCAUUGUGACAUUGUACACAUUUUCGCUUGACUGAGACUUUUUUCUUUUUUGUAGCUACUAUUUAAAGGUUUCCAAAUUUCAGGAUCCCAAGUUUAAAUAAAAACUUGUAGAAACGGA
Messenger RNA from Eruca vesicaria subsp. sativa (arugula), 2666 nucleotides. The record is from the annotation of a GenBank genome assembly. Lineage: Eukaryota; Viridiplantae; Streptophyta; Magnoliopsida; Brassicales; Brassicaceae.